Molecule: messenger RNA, 844 nt
Organism: Hevea brasiliensis (rubber tree)
Lineage: Eukaryota; Viridiplantae; Streptophyta; Magnoliopsida; Malpighiales; Euphorbiaceae
Product: ubiquitin-conjugating enzyme E2 variant 1A
Exons: 5
Coding region: 145-624 (159 amino acids)
Biological process (GO): DNA damage tolerance; protein K63-linked ubiquitination
Cellular component (GO): nucleus
Source: RefSeq, a predicted model, not a curated record
GAUUCGUGUGAACUGUGAAACGGUAAUUGCUCUCUUUUAUAUCAUCUCCCAAACCCCUCUUUCCCUCUCUCUCUUUCUCUCUCUCUCUCACUCUCUGAAGCAAAACCCUCAUCUUCUGUUCGCUAAUUCAGCAUUCAGUAAACAAUGGGCUCCGAAGGAUCAAGGGUUGUUGUGCCUAGGAAUUUCAGAUUACUGGAAGAGCUUGAGAGAGGGGAGAAGGGGAUUGGAGAUGGAACUGUCAGUUAUGGAAUGGAUGAUGCUGAUGAUAUUUACAUGCAAUCAUGGACAGGAACGAUAAUUGGACCCCCAAAUACUGUUCAUGAAGGUCGUAUCUACCAGUUGAAAUUGUUUUGUGGAAAGGAUUAUCCAGAUAAUCCACCAAGUGUAAGGUUCCAAACCCGGAUAAACAUGACCUGUGUCAAUCCUGAAACUGGAGUGGUGGAACCUAGUCUUUUCCCAAUGCUUGCUAAUUGGCAGAGGGAGUGCACAAUGGAGGACAUGUUGACUCAAUUGAAGAAAGAAAUGAUGUCACCACAAAACCGGAAGCUUGCUCAGCCUCCUGAAGGAAAUGAGGAGGCAAGGAUGGAUCAAAAAGGGCUUGUGCUAAAGUGCUGUAUUCUCUAAUUUACAUGAAAGUUAUAUGAAGAACAAAUUGUAUAUAGAUAUAUGCUAUUGCUUCUACCGGCUUUAGUUCCAUCGAUAUAUAAUCUUCUGUAUGAGAAAGAUGACCUUGGUUCCAUCAAGGGGUGGCUAAAUAAGGUAGAACUCAAUGAAUUGUUAACGAUAACACUUUUGAUAUCUCUUGUGCCAAUGUUAAAAUACCUGUAAAUUAGCUCUUUCUUUA